Messenger RNA from Emericellopsis cladophorae, 1596 nucleotides. Its product is annotated as primary-amine oxidase. The record is from RefSeq and is a predicted model, not a curated record. The transcript is spliced from 6 exons. Gene Ontology annotation, molecular function: copper ion binding; primary methylamine oxidase activity; quinone binding. Gene Ontology annotation, biological process: amine metabolic process. Bases 1 to 1596 code for a protein of 531 amino acids. Lineage: Eukaryota; Fungi; Ascomycota; Sordariomycetes; Hypocreales; Bionectriaceae.
AUGUCUCCGACAGCGCAUCCCCUCGACCCCGUCUCACCUCAGGAGCUCAGCACUGCCACCCACGUCGUCAGGACAGCGCACGCAUCCAUCGCCCCACUUCAGUUCCAGGCCAUUUCUCUCCUCGAACCUCGCAAGGCCGAGCUCUCCGCAUGGCUCGUGGACCGAUCUCGAGCCCCUCGCCCAGCGCGUGUCGCUGACGUGACGGUCAUUGCGGCAGAGGGGAAGGCGUACGAUGGCUUCGUCGACCUGAAGAGCGGCAAGAUCACAAAGUGGGAGCAGCUGGAUGGUCUCCAGCCGAUUAUCACACUCGAGGAGCUCCAGAACGUGGAGGAGAUUUGUCGGCAAGACCUCAGGGUCAUCGAGCGAUGCAGGAUCAACGACAUCCCCGCGUCAGACAUGCACAAGGUGUAUUGCGACCUGUGGAUCAUUGGGCACGACGAGCGCUACGGGAACGCGACGCGGAGGGACAUCGUGCUCAAUGACCUUCGGCUCGUGGACAAGGGUGUCGAGCGGCCCAUCUUCUACCGCAUGUCGUUGGCCGAGAUGGUCGUGCCCUACGGCAAUCCCGAGCACCCCCAUCAACGCAAGCACGCGUUCGACCUGGGUGGAUACGGCGCCGUACACCUCACCAACAGUUUUGCCCUCGGCCGCGACUGCAAAGGUACCAUCCACUACCUGGACGCGGACUUUGCCCGUCACGACGGCGGCGUACGCCACAUCAAGAACGACAUCUGCCUCCACGAGGAGGCCGCCGGCAUCCUGUUCAAGCACACCGACUUUCAGGACGACUCGACGAUUGUGACGCGGGCGCGGAAGCUCGUGGUGCAGCAGAUUUUCACGGCGGCCAACUACGAGUACGCGAUCCAGUCGAUCUUUCACCAGGACGGCACGAUCCAGCCCGAGAGCAAGCUCACGGGCAUCCUCAACACGUACGUAAUGGCCGAGAACGAGGACACGCACGACUGGGGCACGCAGGUCUACCCGGGCGUCAACGCGCACAACCACCAGCACCUCUUCUGCCUGCGGGUGCACGCCAACAUCGACGGGCCCCACAACACCGUCUUCGUCUCGGACACGGUCGCCUCGGACGCGCCCGUGGGCAGCCCGGCCAACAAGUACGGCAACGCCUUUUACGCGCGCCAGACCAAGCUCGCGACCGAGGGCGAGGCGCGGACCGACUAUGACGGGGUCACGAGCCGGACGCUCGUGAGCCGCGAGGUGCCCGGCCUGCUGCCCAAGGCGGGCUCGCUGGUGUGGGAGCGCGCAGGCUUUGCCAGGCACGCCGUGCACGUCACGAAAUACCGCGACGACGAGCUCUGGCCCGCGGGCCGCCACGUGCCGCAGACAGACGGAGAGCCAUCGAGCGGACUGCCGGCGUGGAUCGGCGACGGCGCGACGUCCAUCGACAACACGGACAUUGUGCUCUGGCACACGUUUGGGGUCACGCACAUUCCGUUGCCCGAGGACUUUCCCAUCAUGCCGGCCGAGACAAUGACGCUGCUACUGCGGCCGCGCAACUUCUUUGCGAGCAGCCCGGCCAUGAACGUGCGACCGUCGUACUGCAGCACGCCCGAGCCAGGUCGCCCAGGGGAGUAG